Plectropomus leopardus (leopard coralgrouper) is the source of this 3195-nucleotide messenger RNA. It is a transcript of the gene hspa13, whose product is annotated as heat shock protein family A (Hsp70) member 13. The record is from RefSeq and is a predicted model, not a curated record. Lineage: Eukaryota; Metazoa; Chordata; Actinopteri; Perciformes; Serranidae. Gene Ontology annotation, molecular function: ATP-dependent protein folding chaperone; ATP binding.
UCUUAUUUCGCAUCAUCCACUUGUCAAAACCGGACAUCAUUUAGCCGCAAUUUGAACCAUUUGACGGACGUUUUGUGCAUUUUCAGCGGUGGGUGACUUCGCUACAGUGUGCGACAAUGUCUGGAGAAAUCUCUAUGAUUGGGUCGGUGAUACUGGCCCUGUUCCUGGCCGGCUACCUGGGCCAGCAGUACCUACCGCCCCCCAAACCCAAAGUGAUCGGCCUGGACCUGGGCACCACCUUCUGCUCUGUCGGUGUCUUCCACCCGGGCAGCGGGGAUGUGGAGGUGAUAGCAGAUGAAGAGGGGAGGAAGAGCAUCCCCAGCGCCGUGUCAUUCACCACCACUGCGGUGCUGGCUGGGCACGAAGCCGUGGACCUGGCCGACAGCAACCCACAAAACACCAUCUACGAUGCCAAGAGGUUUAUCGGGAAGACAUUUGAACCGGAGGUCCUGGAGCGGGAGAGUGCUCGGUACCCGUUUAAGGUGAUGAACAAUAAUGGGAGUGCAGAAUUUGUCAUCUCCACCAACCAUACCUUCGCUGUAAGUCCAGAGUUCGUAGGCUCCAGGCUGCUGCUCAAGAUGAGGAAGAUGGCUGAGCGACAGAUGGGUGUGCCCAUACAGAAGGCUGUCAUCUCGGUGCCCGCAGAGUUUGACGAGAGACAGAGGAACUACACUGUCAGAGCAGCCAACCUCGCCGGCCUGGAGAUCCUGCGUGUGAUCAAUGAGCCCACAGCUGCAGCCAUGGCCUACGGCCUGCACAAGGUGGAUGUGUUCAACGUGCUGGUGGUCGACCUCGGGGGAGGAACCCUUGAUGUUUCUCUGCUCAACAAACAGGGAGGCAUGUUUCUCACCAGAGCAAUGGCAGGGAAUAACAAGCUCGGAGGUCAAGACUUCAGCCAGAGGUUGCUCCAGUAUACCACAGAGCGAGCGCGACAGGAGUUUGGCAUCCCACCCACUCUCAAAGAGGACAUCCACCAUCUCCGACAGGCUGUGGAAGCCGCCAAGCUUAACCUCACCCUCCAACCCAGCGUCACCAUCAGAGUUCCCCUGCACCUCCACACUCACGACAGCUCCGAGUCACCCAAAGACUCUGCUCCUGCUCCGGUUCUCUUUCAGGCCGUGAUCACUCGCGAGCUGUUUGAGGAGCUAAAUGAGGACCUCUUUCAGAAGAUCCUGGCUCCAGUUGAAACCGUGUUAACUGAGGGCCACCUGGCAAAAGAGGACGUGGAUGAGAUUGUUCUGGUGGGAGGGUCCACCAGGAUACCGCGGAUCAGGAGGCUGAUCAGCGAGUACUUUGGAAAGGAGCCCAACACAUCAGUAGACCCCGAUCUGGCUGUGGUUACAGGUGUGGCCAUUCAGGCUGGCAUUAUGGGCGGCUCCUGGCCUUUACAAGUGAGCGCUAUAGAAAUCCCGAACAGACACCUGCGCAAGACGAACUUCAGCUAAUCUUCAUUAUUAAUAUUUAUUGAGAAAAAAGGGAUGCCUUAGUGACAUGCCACCCAUUCCUAACCGGUUCAUGCUUCUCUUGAUCUAAAAUCUCCUCAAGUGAGGAACGAAAGACUCUGUCACCUGAAUGCAGACAUAAUACUCAGGUGUUUCAUCUCAUACUUGAUUGUUUGUGAAAGGCAGAGAUAGCAGAAAAACAUGAUUGUUACACAUUGAUACAUAACAACAUUCCUCCUGGACAGAUACUAACUGCUAACAUCUGCAGAAGUGACCAGCCACUUUUAUAGCGAUGACUGCUUUUGUUGUGCAUGAAGCUCCAGCAGAAAUAACACAGCAAAAUACUGAUAAAAUGUGAACAUGGAACUUCUUAUGAAGCUAAAUCCUCUGUCAGACAUUAUCCACUGAUAUGUUCAGCUUUGUUGAUGGCGUUUAAUCAUGGUAAUGCUUAAAAGGUAUUCGAUUCAGGGAACAACCUUUGGAAGGACUCGCAGACAAGCCAGUAAUUUUUUUGCUAUUUAUUUAUUUAUUUCCAUUAAUUAUGAGUGAGUGUGUGUGUGUUUGUGUUUGUUUGCUUGCUUGCCUUAAAUGUAUUUUUACAUCUCUCCAUCAAAGGUUGACACACAGUGUGCUUGCAUCUGUUUAGACAGCUGCUAUAUUUUUUGAAUCUAGGUGAACCGCUGCAAGCUAGUGAUGUCGUCAAGGGCCCUUGUCUAGGUGCCUGUGAUGCAUAGUGUCCCAAAAAGGGUUUUAGGGUGUCCACUGGGACAGAGGAUGCCCUCAGUGAAAGGAUGUAAUUAUGCAUAUUUAAUUUCAAACAGAUUUACUGCAAUAUUGACUACUCGCCUUGUAAUUACGGUGUUCUGGUUUGGUGUCGAGUCACCAACUAAUAGAUGAUGGUGCACGUUGGAUAGAGCCUUAAUGUUUACACAAUGCUGUAAAAUAUUACACCAUUAACAACACCACCCCUCUCUUUGUAUAUCAUCCAGACUGCAUUAUUUGCCUUGGAAAGUAAAAGAAGAAUUAUGCUUUGUGCUGCACUUUGAGGACUUCCACUUGUUGGCCAACUUUUUGUGCAAUAGUAGAGCUUUAUUAAAAUGGCAGUAACUUUCUGUUGUGUAAUACUUGAGCUGCAUAGGGAGGUAAGCACAACAGGCUGCUUAUCCCGCUGUAGGGAGAGAAUGUCAGAUGGUCGCCCUGCAAAAGGACCAGGGCUUUGCUUGUUGGUGCCUUGCGUAUUUGAUUUUGAGAAAUGUGUUCGUGUCACAUUUCGAAUGUCGGAUGGACCUGAUGGUUCGGGGUUGUCAGGGGGACCGUUAUUUACAGAUUUGUUUAAUAAUGUAGUGUUUCAGGUGUUUCAAUUGCUCUUAUUCUGGUGGUCCCUUGUGACCAUUUUUCAGCUAACUUAACUUCACUUUUGCCAAAAAUCAUUCAUGAAUAGGUUUAUUUAUUUGACUUACUUGUGUUUUUUAAAUGUAUUUCUCAUGUUGGAACUGAGAUCUUAAUGUGUCAGAGCCUUUACUAGAGUAUAGAGGUAUGUGAGGCUAUUGCUGUUUGCCUUAGAUACUGGACACAUCACUUAUUGGUCCCUAUAGAAACAGGGAGAAAAAACAAAUGUAAGACGAGGAUAUAUUUUUAUAUAUUAUGUUAAACUCAGUGUCAGAGUCAAGACACCUAAAAAAUUAAAAGUAAGUUGAAUGGUAAUGACCUGCAUGUCAGCCAAAAAAAAUAAAAUUAAAAUUCAAUUUCUCAA